CGGAGAGUAGUGGGGCAAUUUCAUCAUCAACAUCAUUCAGGGUGGUUUGUCGCGCACUCUUUACAUUCAGUAGCUUUCAACUCAUGUCCUGAAAAGCUCCAUUCUGAAACGUGCUUACGAAAAGCUCGCGCGCGCACUCUGUUUACGGGCUACUUCUUACACAUUUUCAUCAUGACUCGUGCGGAUUCUGUGCUUUACCCGUGAAAAUGACCAACAGGAAGGGCUCCAAAAGAAGGGUCGUUGAAAAAACGGACGUUUCAGAACCGAGAGUUGUGGUUAUUAAGGAUGGACCAUGCAGGAUAGGAGUGUGCGGCGAAGAAGCUGCCUGCAAGGAUUACCGAAAUAAUACGCACACGUGUAUUUGUACACAUGAUUCACGGCCGCCCACAGCCAAAGGUAUCUGCCCAAGGAGGACAGUUUCUGUCGACCGUUCUGGCAUUAUUCCAUAUGUUCAACCCCCGUCGUACAAACAAACACCUUCAUCACUUAGUUCCACAACAAUUCCAAUCACUGCGGCUAGUGAGAGCUUAUCAGCACCCAACUACAUAAUGGUCUCAGUUUUGGGUUCAGUGUCUCUCUUAUUAAUAAUGUUGUUAGGAAUAAUAUUUUGGAAGAAAAUGAGAUCUAGGCAUUCGAAUAAUGAAGGGGUAUCACCUAUAAAUUUAAAACACAGUUUACUAAUGGCCGAAAGAUAUGCUCCAAAUCCCCAGUAUUCGGCCUGUUCCGGAACAGGAGUUCCUCUACUUCGAAAAGAAACACUUAAAUUUAUCAGCGAAAUAGGCGAAGGUUGCUUCGGCAAAGUUUAUAAAGGUGAACUUCUAACGGAAGGCACUGACCAAGUGGAAAUUGUAGCCAUAAAAGUAUUAAAAGAAAACGCAACGCGAGAAGCCGAAGAAGAUUUCAUAAGGGAAGUUGAAAUUAUGAGCGCUUUCAGACACGACAACAUUCUUUCUUUGCUGGGAAUGGUGGUUCGAGAAGGUGUGGUAAGCCCGAUGAUGGUCUUUGAAUUCAUGCCCCACGGAGAUUUGGCGGAAUUGCUUCGAGCGCAAAAGAAAACCGCCUACGAGAAUGAAGUUCCCCAAUUAAAGCCCAAAGAUCUGCUCUCCAUCGCGCUUCAAAUCGCCAGUGGGAUGAAAUACCUCGCGGCCCAACGUUUCGUCCAUCGUGAUCUCGCCUGCAGGAACUGUCUAGUGGCGGAAGGACCGACUGUAAAAAUUGCAGACUUCGGAAUGAGCAGAGAUGUGUAUACGUGCGAUUAUUACAAGAUCGGUGGCAGCCGCCUCCUUCCCGUCCGUUGGAUGUCUCCCGAAAGCGUCCUCUACGGCCGUUUCACCCUCGAAUCAGACAUUUGGUCUUACGGAGUCGUUCUUUGGGAAAUUUACAGCUUCGGCAAACAACCCUACUACGGCCAUACCAACGAAGAAGCCGUCAAACUAAUUCUAGACGGCAUAAUGUUAAUCGCCCCCGAAGACUGUCCGUCUCUCAUCUGUGAACUGAUGAAAAACUGCUGGAAAACAGAGCCCCGAGACCGAAUAAAAUUCCCCAACAUUUGUGACAAACUGGAACUGGCCUACGAAAGUUUCGACGAAGACAAAGUGAGCAUCCAGUACGAAAACGAAACGCAAAAAGUCAAUGUGAAAAACGUGCGAAGUUUACCCAGACCGCCUCCGCUGAGGAUGAUCUCUCAGGAAGAUCUAUUGGAUGCACAAGGAUAUCUGUUGGCGAAUGAGGUCAAAGAACCUGUACAGUAUUUAGAGACUUUACCGGAUUGACAAGAACAGAAGAGGAAGAAUACGGUUGUGUGGGCAAAUUCGAUGAAAAUGCUAGGUGCGAAUGUGUGAAAUAUGUGUUUUUGAACACUCUGUGUGUAUCCGCUUAUUGUAUAUAUGGAUAUGAGGUAUUUUAAUUAAAUUAUAUUUUUUUAA
Messenger RNA from Tribolium madens (black flour beetle), 1925 nucleotides. RefSeq names its product tyrosine-protein kinase transmembrane receptor Ror-like. Gene Ontology annotation, molecular function: ATP binding; neurotrophin binding; transmembrane receptor protein tyrosine kinase activity. The record is from RefSeq and is a predicted model, not a curated record. The coding region runs from base 207 to 1772 and encodes 521 amino acids. Gene Ontology annotation, biological process: multicellular organism development; cell surface receptor protein tyrosine kinase signaling pathway; cellular response to nerve growth factor stimulus. Gene Ontology annotation, cellular component: axon; signaling receptor complex. The transcript has 8 exons. NCBI's taxonomy places the organism in Eukaryota, Metazoa, Arthropoda, Insecta, Coleoptera, Tenebrionidae.